This is a messenger RNA of Paramecium pentaurelia, 1698 nucleotides long. The record is from the annotation of a GenBank genome assembly. Lineage: Eukaryota; Ciliophora; Oligohymenophorea; Peniculida; Parameciidae.
AUGUAAGUAGAGGAACUACUACCAGAUCAUAUAAAUGAUGAAAUAUAUCGUACACUAGAACAUUUAUAUUUAAGAUUAAAUGAAAUUGUUCGUAAAGCUGAAGAUGUCCUAGAUUUAUCUUAAUCAGUUAGUUUUUAAGCAACUCUAAAAAGACUCAAUACCGCUUCUAAAGGAGAAAACUACUAAAAGAUUCCUAAAAAUUAUUUCCCUCCUCCUUCAGAUUAAGAAUCAUUUGAAAGAAAGUUCAAAUUACUCAGAAGAUGUGGACAUAUAUUAUCAGAUACUAUGUUAAAAGUAAGAACCUCUUUAGUAGAAUUGCAUGAUGCAACUCGUAAACAAAAGUAAGAUAUAGUUAAAAUGAAAAAAGAUGAAUAUACAAUUAAACAUGAAAAACCAUUUUCAAUCAAUUAACAAUAGAAAAAUGGAACAUAAUAAUUAAAAGCUCCUUAAACAAUUUUAUUAGAUGAAGAUGAUGAUAUAAUAAUUUUACCAAAGAUUGAAUAUGUAAUAGAACAACCUUAGAUGUUGAGUAUCUCAAUUGCAUCAGAUCCUGUUUAUUAUAUCUCUUGUACUUGUCUACUUCAAAAUACACUUCAAUAAUAAAUUCCAGAAGAACUUAAAGUAUGCAUUGCUAUUGAAUCUUUACAAUAUUAUGAUAAAUUCUAUUUGAAUUCUAAUAUCAUACAAGAAUGCAAGACUGCAAAUAGAAUAUUACUCUAAUUAAAUGGAGAUUCAAAUUGUAUUACUAAAAAUUGUAUCUUUUAUGAGAAAGUGUAUUUGAAUAUGAUCAAAUAACCUAUCAUUCAAUUAAACUUUGCUAAAAUUCAAAGAGGUGAGUAAUACUAUUUCCCUCUCUUCUCUGAUAUUACAGAUUUAUUCAAUGAAUAAACAUUAUUUUUAUAUGGGAUCUAUUAAUUUAGUAGAUUAAUAGGGAGAGCUACCUGUUAAAAGGUUGGAAAUAUUAAGUAUCUAAUUAAUCUAUUACAUAUUCAAUCUACUUCAGGUUUAGUGAUUAAUGCAUUCAGUCCAUCUCUUGAUAAAAGUUAAUUUUUAAUUGAUUUCUUAACAGCCAUGAUUCAUCUAAAUGGUAAGGAAAUUGUAAUUGGACUUAAUAAACUUACAUUUCCAGAAUGUUAAAGGAAUCCUAGAAUUGUUUUAGUUCGAUAUACACAUAAAUUAAGUUAAUAAGAUAAAGAAUUAUUACAAUAGAAUUUAAAUGAUGGGGUUGAUGGAGGAUGUAGAAUUAAUGAUUCAAGUUGUAAAUUAAAGAGAAUUAUAAUUAUCUUUAGUAAAGAAAAGAUAUUCAUUCCAGAAAUAAGUAGAAACUUAAAACAUUGGGAAAUUCCAAUAGAUUUUUUAAGAUAAUAAUGCGAAACUUAUCAUUAUUAAUAUCUAAUACAUUAUAUUGAUUAAAUAGUCAAAUGUAAAAUCUAAGAUAGAUUACCAAAGUUCUUUACUGUUCUCAUUACUCUUAUCAAUUAGAAGACUAAUAAUAAUAAUGUUAAGGAGUUUGAUUAAUAAAUUAUAAGAGACUUUGAUUACUUUAUUAAGAAUAGAAAUUAUGUUAAUUAUUUUAGUUUAAAGACUUAUCAUAAAAUAACUUAAAUUGAAAAUUACUUAUAGGAAUCAUUGAAAUCAUAAAAAUUAUUUUCUUAUUGUAAGGAUAUCAUAAGAUUAUUAGGUGUUGAAGAAGAAUGA